Messenger RNA from Conger conger (European conger), 4596 nucleotides. RefSeq names its product NLR family CARD domain-containing protein 3-like. Gene Ontology annotation, molecular function: protein binding. The record is from RefSeq and is a predicted model, not a curated record. The transcript is spliced from 14 exons. The coding region runs from base 43 to 4539 and encodes 1498 amino acids. NCBI's taxonomy places the organism in Eukaryota, Metazoa, Chordata, Actinopteri, Anguilliformes, Congridae.
AGCAGGGUCACCUGUACCCUGUCUGUGAAGAGUGAUCAUUCAAUGGAACCACCACUCAAGUUCAGACGAGAGGACACAGAGGAUCAAAGGGUCCAGGUAGAAAGAGCAGGGUCACCUGUACCCAGCUGUCUGUCCAUGAAGAGUGAUUGUUCAAUGAAACCGCCACUCAACUUCAGAGGAGAGGUCACAGGUGAUCAAAGGGUCCAGGUAGAAGCAGGGUCACCUGUACCCAGCUGUGUGUCGAUGAAGAGUGAUUGUUCAAUGAAACCGCCACUCAACUUCAGAGGAGAGGUCACAGGUGAUCAAAGGGUCCAGGUAGAAAGAGCAGGGUCACCUGUACCCAGCUGUCUGUCGAUGAAGAGUGAUCGUUCAAUGGACCUGCCACUCAACUUCAGAGGAGAGGUCACAGGUGAUCAAAGGGUCCAGGUAGAAAGAGCAGGGUCACCUGUACCCAGCUGUGUGUCGAUGAAGAGUGAUUGUUCAAUGAAACCGCCACUCAACUUCAGAGGAGAGGUCACAGGUGAUCAAAGGGUCCAGGUAGAAAGAGCAGGGUCACCUGUACCCAGCUGUCUGUCGAUGAAGAGUGAUUGUUCAAUGAAACCGCCACUCAACUUCAGAGGAGAGGUCACAGGUGAUCAAAGGGUCCUGCAGUCACUGGAGUCAAGCUCUUUAGAAGACAAGAGUUCAGAGAAAUUAUCUUCCCCAAAACAGUCUCUCCUGAACACUCUGGUGGAGCUGAAGAAGAAUGGAGAGUUUAAACCGUUUCAGAGCCAUCUGAGUCAGGACUGCCCAGAAUGCUUUAAGACUCUGUCUGAAGAUCCUUCUGUGCUGGAGAAGUUCAUGAAGAUGAUGGAAUCGUUCACAAGUCAUCAAAGCCAUGAUUACCCAGAUUGCAGUGAGAGAGAGCAGGAGGAUCCUGAGCUCCUGUACAUUGUUGAGAAGAUGCUGGAGACCUGUGGCAGUGAGAGGUCUCUGAAGAUCACACUCCACAUCCUGAGGAACAUGAAGCAGAAGGAUCUUGCUUACUCACUGGAGAGAGAGCAGUGCAAUGAAUCCAUUAAAAGAGCCCAGCAGGAACUGAAAACCCAUCUGAAGAAGAAGUUUGAAUACACAUUUGAAGGUUUAGCAGUGCAGGGCCACACAACUCUCCUCAAUGAGAUCUAUACAGAGCUCUACAUCACAGAGGGGGGAAGUGGGGGGGUCAAUAAUGAGCAUGAGGUCAGACAGAUUGAGACGGCAUCCAAGAGACAAACCACCCAGGAGACUCCAAUCCUCUGCAAUGACAUCUUUAAGCCUUUACCUGGUCAAGAGAAACGCAUCAGAACUGUGCUUACAAAGGGCAUCGCUGGCAUUGGGAAAACCGUCUCUGUGCAGAAGUUCAUUCUGGACUGGGCAGAAGGAAAAGCCAAUCAGGACAUGGAUUUCAUCUUCACUCUUCCUUUCCGAGAUCUGAAUCUGAAGAAGGAAGGAGCAUUCAGUCUGAUGCAACUUCUGCAGCACUACUUUCCACAACUGAAAGAGGUCAAAAGUGUUGAAGGUGAUGAAGUCAAAGUUGUGUUUGUCUUUGAUGGUCUGGAUGAGUGUCGACUUCCUCUACAUUUCCAAAGCAAUGAGAUCUGCUGUGAUAUAACAGAGUCAUCAUCAGUGGAUGUGCUGCUGACCAACCUUAUUAAGGGGAAUCUGCUUCCCUCUGCUCUCCUCUGGAUCACCUCCCGACCUGCAGCAGCCAAUCGGAUCCCUCCUGAGUGCAUCCACCAGGUGACAGAGGUACGAGGGUUCAAUGACCCACAGAAGGAGGAGUACUUCAGAAAGAGAAUCCGAGAUCAGAACCAGGCCAGCAGAAUUAUCUCGCACAUCCAGUCAUCCAGGAGUCUCUACAUCAUGUGUCACAUACCAGUCUUCUGCUGGAUUUCUGCUACUGUCCUGGAGACAAUGUUGGGUGAAGUAGAGAGUGGAGAUCUGCCCAAAACUCUGACUGAAAUGUACACACACUUCCUGCUCAUUCAGACUAAUGUGAAGAAUCUGAAGUAUCGUGGCUCUGAUGAAACAAACCCAAAGAUGUCAGCAUCAGAUACAGAAAUCAUCCUGAAACUGGGGCAGCUGGCUUUUCAACAGCUGGAAAAGGGCAAUCUGAUAUUCUAUGAAGAGGACCUGAGAGACCGUGGCAUUGAUGUCAGUGAAGCUUCAGUGCAUUCUGGGGUGUGCACAGAGAUCUUUAAAGAGGAGCGUGGGUUGGGUCAGGAGAAGGUCUACUGCUUUGUGCAUCUGAGCAUUCAGGAGUAUCUGGCCGCCUUGUUUGCAUUUCAUUCCUGUGUAAAUGAGAACAGAAAUCUGCUCAGAACAGAAGAACCAAGACCUCAGAGUGACCGACUGUCUGAGUUCCGCAGGAGGGCAGUGGAUCAGGCCUUAGAGAGUGAGAACACGCACCCCAACCAGCUGUCUGGGUUCCGCAGGAGGGCAGUGGAUCAGGCCUUAGAGAGUGAGAACACACACCCCAACCAGCUGUCUGGGUUCCGUAGGAGGGCAGUGGAUCAGGCCUUAGAGAGUGAGAAUGGACACGGCUACCAGCUGCCUGGGUUCCACAGGAUGGCAGUGGAUCAGGCUUUAGAGAGUGAGAACACACACCCCUACCAGCUGUCUGGGUUACACUGGAGUGCAGUGGGUCAGGCCUUAGAGAGUGAGAAUGGACACGGCUACCAGCUGCCUGGGUUCCACAGGAUGGCAGUGGAUCAGGCUUUAGAGAGUGAGAACACACACCCCUACCAGCUGUCUGGGUUACACUGGAGUGCAGUGGGUCAGGCCUUAAAUGGACACCUGGACCAGCUGUCUGGGUUACACUGGAGUGCAGUGAGUCAGGCCUUAAAUGGACACCUGGACCAGCUGUCUGAGUUACACAGGACAGCAGUGGAUCAGGCCUUACGGAGUAAGAACGGACACCUGGACCUUUUCCUCCGAUUCCUUCUCGGCCUCUCUCUGGACACCAUUCAGACCCUCUUAGGAGGACUACUGGCACAGACAGGAAGCGGAUCCCCUGUGCCAGACCACCAUACACAGACAGAAAGCAGAUCACGGAGCACUCGGCAAACAGUCCAGUACAUUAAGGAGAAGCUCAAAUCCGAAUCUUCCGCAGAGAGGACCAUCAAUCUGUUCCACUGUCUGAAUGAACUGAAUGACAACUCUGCAGUGGAGGAAAUCCAGAAUUCCCUGAGAUCAGGACAACUUUCUCAUAAAGAGCUGGAACCCCACCAAUGUUCAGCUCUGGCUUUUGUGUUACUGAUGUCAGAGGAGGUCCUGGAUGAGUUUGAUUUGAAGACCUACAAAACAUCAGAAGCAGGUCAUCACAGACUGGUACCAGUAGUCAGGUACUGCAGGAAGGCCAUACUGCACAGUUGUAACCUAAGUGAGGAGUCCUGUGAAAUUGUGGCCUCAGCUCUCCAGUCAUCAAACUCACCCCUGAGAGAUCUGGACCUCAGCAGCAAUACCCUGGGAGAUGCAGGAGUGAAGCUGCUCUGUGCUGGACUGAUGAAUCCAAACUGUAAACUACAGAGACUGGGACUGGUCAGCUGUGACCUAAGAGAGGAGUCCUGUGAAGUUGUGGCCUCAGCUCUCCAGUCAUCAAACUCACCCCUGAGAGAUCUGGACCUCAGCUACAAUAACCUGGGAGAUUCAGGAGUGAAGCUGCUCUGUGCUGGACUGAUGAGUACAAACUGUAAACUACAGAGACUGGGGCUGUCAGGCUGUAGAGUCACACAGAGAGGCUGUGAUUCUCUGGCUUCAGCUCUGCGUUCAAACCCCUCACACCUGAGAGAGCUGGACCUGAGAUACAAUCACCCAGGAGACUCAGGAGUGAGAGCGCUGUUUGCUGCCAAACUGGACACACUCACACUGCUUGUGGAACAUGGAGGAGAGAACAGGAUCAAACCAGGACCCAGGAAAUAUGGCUGUCUGCUCACACUGGAUCCAAACACAGCGUACAGAGAGCUGUCUCUGUCUGAGGGGAACAGAAAGGUGACACGCGCACAGGAAAGAGAGGAGCCAUAUCCUGAUCAUCCAGAGAGAUUUGAGUCUAAGCCCCAGGUUCUGUGCAGAGAGAGUUUGUGUGCGUGCUGUUACUGGGAGGCUGAGUACAAUCUGUCUGAGGGGGGAGGGGUUGAUAUAGCAGUGACAUAUAAAGGAAUCAGCAGGAAAGGAGGAGAUGUUGACUGUGAGUUUGGAUUGAAUGAAAACUCCUGGAGUCUGUGGUGCGAUGAACACAGAUACUCUGUCUGGCACAAUAAUAACCCCACAGACCUACCUGCCCGCCCCUCCCCCUACCACAGAGCAGGAGUGUGUGAUGAUGGUGCUGGUGCAGGAGUGUGUGUGUACAGGGUAGGAGUGUGUGUGGACCGUCUGGCUGGCACUCUGUCCUUCUACAGCGUCUCUGACUCUGACACACUGACUCUCCUGCACACACUCCACACACACUUCACUCAACACACACCCCUCUAUGCUGGGUUUAAAGUGGGGUGGGGCUCAGUGUCCCUCUGCCAACUGGAGUAGAGACACACACACACACACUCACACACAACACACACACCCCUCCACCCCCCACCCCCC